Messenger RNA from Orbilia oligospora ATCC 24927, 1590 nucleotides. RefSeq lists its product as uncharacterized. The record is from RefSeq and is a predicted model, not a curated record. The transcript has 4 exons. The coding region runs from base 1 to 1590 and encodes 529 amino acids. NCBI's taxonomy places the organism in Eukaryota, Fungi, Ascomycota, Orbiliomycetes, Orbiliales, Orbiliaceae.
AUGACAAAUUUAAGUGACUUGAAACGUCAGUUCCCUCGUGGGCUUGGAGAGCCAAUUACUCGUCAUAGGUACAAGCGAGUUACUGGCGAGGUAUUUGGUGUGUUUGAAGGUGGUCCGGUGGAUUUGAAGGAUCCUGAUGUACUCGCAGUAGAAGUCGCCACCCAACUCAGAGUCCACCCUUACUCCCCGGCUACACCAGAAGAAGUCUACUUGCGUGCGAAAAGUCACGUUAGAGGAAUCAUCUACGAUAGAGAUAAGACGUUUCGAUAUUUUGUCUGGCUUACCUGUUCGCGGACCUACCAGCGGAGACCCGCUAAGAAAAGGUUUUGUGGGGAGGAUUGCGAUGAAGCAAAGUCUACUGAUGAUGAUACGACCAUGGGAGAUGUUCUUUCUGGUCCUAGUGGACCUUCGGGGAGUAAGGGCUACGAUAAUAAAGGGAAAGGAAAGAAGAAUAUGAGUGAGGAAGAGGAGGAUGGAAAGGAGAUGUGGACUAAGAUUGUUAAGGUUCCUUUUUUGGUGUGGAUGGGGAGUCCGUGUAGUUUUUUGAGUUUUGAUGCCGUGGAUGUUUUUUUCAGCGGACCCGAGUUUGAGUACUCCCGUUACCAACUCUCCGUAGACGGUACGCCGUUCCUAUUUCACGCUCCGGACGAUCAUUCAAACUUCAACCAUUAUAAUAUCCUUGGAAGGGAUUUUUUGGAGGGCAGGUUUAGAACUUUUGAGGCAGAUUAUUCGAAUCUUUCGGUAUUACUAAGAAGACGAAAGUACAUAAUACUCGUUCCGGGCCAACCGCUUUCGUAUGGGGAAGAUAAGUCUGGAACUUUUGGAAUCGAUGAUAAAGAUAACGAUAAUGAGAACGGAGAUAGUGGUAGCGGCGAGGGAGAGGGGGAGGGAGAGGAGUGGGUUAAACAACGAGACGAGGAUUUAGAAAGGUUUCUGGAAGAGGAUGAGGAGGAGGAUGAAGACGAUGGGGAAGAAGCAAAGGAUAGGGAAGAGGGGAAUAUUGAGGGGUUGAGAAGAGUUGAAAGUGGGGUUGAGGCGAGUAUUGAUCCGAGGUUAUUGCAAUGGGGUUCGCAGCAGGAACGAGCUGAGGAGCGGACUGAAGAUCAGGAAUUGGAUGGUUUGGAAAAGCAGAUGGAACAGAUGCAACAGGAACAUGAGCGAAUGGACCAGCAGAUUAUGGAUGUUCGACAGGCGGUCCAGAGAUUUGAGAGGCAAGUGGGGUUGAAUGUACCCGAGGGAGAUGAAAUGGGGGUUGAGGAAGAAGAUAAAAGGGGGGGAGGGACUGGAGAUAUUAAAACUUCUGAAUUUAUGGGAAAUACAACUUCCGUAGGGGCUAGUUGUCUUAGAAAUUAUGAGGGUCAGAUGGAAAGGGAUGCAGAGAGGAAUGUGGAGAUGAAGGAUAGUAAGGGUAGUCUUGAGCCUGUCGACUCGGAACUUAGUCUACAAGAGAGGAGAAAUGCGGAUAGAGACGGGUUUGCGCCUCCACCUUCUGCGCCUAUUAGUAGGAAGGAAGGAAAGAGGUCUUCCUUAGUUUCGAAGGAGAAUUUGAAGGUGUCCGGAGGGAGGACGGGGAGUGGAAUGCGUCGUUGA